GUGUGCGAGGCGGGUGUGUGUUGGGUGUGUGUGUGGGGGUGUGUGUGUGUGUGUGUGCGCGUGUGCGCGCAGAGAGGCUCCUGCCCUGCCAGGGCACAUCUGGGCUCCGCGAAGCUGCAGGGAGGAGAGAGCUGGAGCUGCGGGCUGCUCACAGCCGAGGCUGCUCCGCCGGGGAGGGGGGUGGUUCUCUGUGUGUGUGUGUGUGUCUCACACGCACACGCUCGGCAGCCCGGGAGCCGCAGGCGCCUCCUCCCCGCCGCAUUAAAACGAGCCAAGUUUCCCCGCCGCGGGCAGUGGCACGUCGGGUCCGAGCGGUGCUGCGGCCCGGGGGAUGCACCUGAACGCUACGGCCCCGGCCGUGCCGGGCGGCCCCCCACACCUCCAUCCCGCCGGCUAUGCCAACGCCUCCAACCGCUCCGACCUGCUUCCCAAAGCACCCGACGAGGAGGACCUGGACGUCAACACCGACAUUUACUCCAAAGUGAUGGUGACCGUCAUCUACUUGGCUCUUUUCUUGGUGGGCACCGUGGGUAACUCCAUCACGGCGUACACGCUGGUGCGCAAGAAGUCGCUGCAGAACCUGCAAAGCACCGUGCACUACCACCUGGCCAGCCUCGCCUUCUCCGACCUCCUCAUCUUCCUCCUCUGCAUGCCCAUCGAGCUCUACAACUUCAUCUGGGUUCAUCACCCCUGGGCUUUCGGGGGGGCCGUCUGCAAGGGCUACUACUUCCUCCGGGACGCCUGCACCUACGCCACGGCGCUCAACAUCGCCAGCCUCAGCGUGGAGCGCUACAUGGCCAUCUGCCACCCCUUCAAAGCCAAGAGCAUCAUGUCCCGGAGCCGCACCAAGAAGUUCAUCAGCUGCAUCUGGAUCGCCUCCUUCCUCCUCGCCAUCCCCAUGAUCUUCACCAUGGGGGAGAUCUACGGCAAGGACCAGGAUCCCGACUCCCUCAUCUGUACCACCAUCGUGGACGCCUCCACGCUGAAGACGGUCAUCCAGGUCAACACUUUCAUCUCCUUCGUGUUCCCCAUGGUCGUCAUUUCGGUGCUCAACACCAUCAUCGCCAACCAGCUCAUGGUCAUGUUCAAGCAAGCAGCCCAGGAGAACCAGGUCUGCACCAUUGGUGGGCAGCAGACGAUGCUCAGCAUGUCCAUGGAGCCCAGCCGCGUUCAAGCCUUGAAGCACGGCGUCAGGGUUCUGCGUGCUGUGGUGAUUGCCUUCGUGGUCUGCUGGCUCCCGUAUCACAUACGGCGUCUCAUGUUUUGCUAUGUCCCCUCCAGUCACUGGACAGACUUCCUUUUCAACUUCUACCACUACUUCUACAUGCUGACAAAUGUCCUUUUCUACGUCAGUUCAGCAAUCAACCCCAUCCUCUACAACCUGGUGUCUGCAAACUUCCGACAGAUCUUCCUCUCUACACUCACACUCCUGUGCCUGCCCUGGAGGAAGAAGAAGAAACGAUUGGCCUUCACCAGGAAAUCCAACAGCAUCUCCAGCAACCACACGUUUUCCAGCCAAGUCACAAGGGAAACUACAUACUGAAGCCAAAGGAGGAAGGGAAAUGCAUUUAAUUGUGGAGUCAAAACUUGAGAGAGGCCUCUGUGACUUUCAUGCAUGGUCUCCAAAUUCACAUAACACGAGUGCAUUUAGCAAAGUCAUUUUUGUUGGAAAAAUAGGCUUUGUGCUGCCAGUAACUUUGAGGUUAUUUUAAAGCAUUGGCCUUGCCUCUUGUGAGUAAUGUCUACACAUUUUGUAACUUCAGUCUGGCAUAAAUCCAGGUGCAGUGUUAACUGGGAAGCCAAAAUAUGCUAAACUUAGGCAAAAUCAUACUGCAUUUCAUCCUUUUCUCAGUGCAGAGAUGCCAUGUUCACAUCCAAGGGUUUGUGAUCACGUCUCUUGGCGGCACCAAGCAGAGUCUGAUGAGGAGAAAGCAGGUUUGAUCAGAAGGGAUGUUUUUGGAGAAUGGACAUACUCAUCUAUGGGAUGUUCAAUGAACAAGGAGUGAAAACUCAGGGAGCCAGGUGGUUAUUUUAGAAAUAUAGCUAAAUUAUUAUUAAUAUGACCUAGGUGCUCAAGAGAGCCACUCUGGCUCCUUGAAAUUAAAUACCAACAGAUGAUGCCUUACCUAGAUUGGGGUGGGUAUGGCCUGGAGAAAUGAGGAGUCAUCUUUUACUUUAGGGCGUAUAUAGUGCCUGGCACGGUGAACUCCCUCUCUCACUGGUAUUGGUACUUAAACACCAAUAAAUAUCUAAGUCUCUGGCAAAGAAUGCAGAAACUGUGCCCAGCUGGAAUGCUGAAAAUGAGCAGAAAUGGAAAAUCUUACUGUUGCCAUACAGCCGAAUCCUAUUUUUUCAGCAGGGAGAACAGUUAGCUGACCUGCAUUAAGAGGUGAGAAAACUCCAGGCUCAUGAGGCUUCCAGGCUGCUGAGAUAAGAGCAACUUGCCCCAAUUCUGUGGGACCUCCCAAUCUUUCCCAUUCUUAUUCCGGUUUUACUUGUUUCCUCAGCAUUUUCACAAGGCUGAUGUCUCAUAUGUUAUAGCAGUUGUAGGCAGCAGGGCCUCCUGUUCUACCUUUUGUUUCUUUUUGCUACUGGACCUGUUGGCACCUUGUUCUGCACAUACAAAUCUGCAGAUAGUGCAAAUGAAGAACACAAGAAGUUCUGAUCUGGGAGUCUUAGCUCUAAAACAACUUUCUUUUAGCAAGCCAGAAGAAAAAAAAAAAAAAUAGAUAACAGAUCUGAAAAUUCUCUUUGAAAUUUCUCAGCCGGCCAAGAUAUGUAGCAUGAGCUUUUCUCCCAUACGGUUUCCCAUCUAACAGCCUGGUAUGUGAUGCAGCAAAUUGCUCCAGAGCCUUUAGCACCAGAGAUCACAGGCCUCUGGGACAAGCUGAAGGGCUGUCCCCACUGUCACAAAACCAGAUGGUGACUUGCAUGAACCUGGAACCAGCAAAUGAUCCUGCACAACCUCUGCUGUGAUUUUGCUGGUGGUGACCUUAUGUCCCCUCUCACAUCACACUUCACUAGGAGAGCAGCACUUGCCUCUUUAUGAUGAGAAACUAAAAGAGCCACUUGGCUCAUUUCAGCUUUCUGGGCUUUCCCCAUAACCCGUCACUUUUCAACUAAUGAGAACCCUUGGUAUGUGACAGGAGUCUCAAUGCUGGAGAUGUGGAUCUGGCCCAGGUGAACCAUCACAUAAUGAUGGAGACCAGUUACUGAUCCACUGGGUACCAGUGACUUCUGCUACAGACCUGGUUACCAUCAGCCAUUACCUCCAACAACACCUACCAAGGAUGGGAAAUUAUUUUAAUGCCUAGUACAGAACCACUCCAAAAGAAAGGGCUCAAAAAUAGAAAUCAGUGGGGCUUUAGUUUCUCCUGAUUCAGCCAAACUGCAAGCUCUGUCCUGUCAUGCCUUCUUUUAAUUUCUUGCCCUGGUUGUACCAAACAGAGGGUAGAGAUUAUAUUUAACAAAGCACUUUCAUUGCUCAUGAACAGUUGACUCCUCUUUGGCAGGAAAAACAGGUAAUGGAAAAAAAAAAAAAAUAAGAGAGAAAGAGGGACUGGUCUCUUUAGAAGGAAAUCUGUGAGGAAUCAGCAAAUGUUACUUGAGUGUGUGUGUUGGAAGUGGUUUGGGCAGAUUGGAAAAAGAAGCUCUAGAAGACCUGGACAUACUGCCCUGUGGGAAAGUCCAGGUAUGAUGAGCAGAGGAAGAGGAGUAUUAAUAUCACACACUUAACAUUGGCCUUCCAGGCAAGAUAAUUCCAGUGUUUCUGGAGUGGACUCAAAUUUUUUAACUUCACUUCUAAAUAGAGCCAACAGCUGGGAGGUGGUUUCUGAAACCUCCCACAGAAGCUGUAACUGUGUGUUGCUUUGACUUUCAUUAGGAUUUAACAUCCUGCGUGUCCAGUUGCUCUUGAAAUGUUAAACAUUAUUAAUAUACUUGUUCAACACCAACCUGCUGAAAUGUGCUUGAUUAUCUUAGAAAACACUGUACAAAAAAUUGUUUCACAUAAGAUGCUUGGCUUAGAUUUUCAUUACUGACAUACGCUGGCAACUUAGAGAAUAUUUGAUCACAGCUCAGAGAAACUGGUAGGUUUAUUUUUGGUUUGACAUGAAAAUGGGAACAAGCUGGAGAGAAAACAAACUUAUCAUAAACUCUUUCCACAACAUUUGUUGGGCCACUCGAGUCCUGAAGAGCUGAUUGUGUGUGGGGAUUUAUCCAAGUGGUUUGCUGGCAUCCACAGCUCUGUUCCUGUAGUUUAACAUGGGAGCAGACCUGAGUCUAUGGCCUUAAUCUGAGAUUGCAGCUCAAAGCUACCUCUUCCACUGAACAAAUCUGACUACCUUGAGCUGAGAAGUGUAGGUUACAGCUGGCUUCAUCAUCUCCCCACUCCUCACCUAGUUUUGCUAUGUUCAACCUAGAGAUUUAGUUCCCUUGAGCUCGAAGAAGUGAGGAUAACUCACUGCAACAGCUCACGAUUUUAUAAAGGAAAGUGUGAUACCAUAGAGAAGAAAAAGGUACAAACUGCCCAGCACAUAAUAGAACAAUGGUUCUUUGCAUGCCUUUUAACAACGGUUGAACUACUAACCCAACAAGGUUUAGCUUUAAACCUAGUCGAGCAUAAGUAGCUAUUGCCAGCAAGCGAAACUCAUCCUCCCAUGCUUUGUAUUCCAGUCUUGUUGGAAUUCUCAGCUGGGGCAGGGAGGCGAGUGUUGGUGCGGCACGCUCUUAAUCUAUGCAAAUUUCCUAUAAGUGUUUUGAACUAUUUGUUUCGACUAACAAAAAAAAAAUCUGUUGAACCCACAGAUGUGAAGUGCUGCCAGAUGGAUUCUGAGAAAUUCCCAUCUGAAGGGAGUUGAUCAAGCAACCUCUUCAAAUAUUAUUUUGAGGUUUUGUUUCUCUUCACAGUGUUCUUGUCAGGGCCACCCAUUUGGCAGCAUGCGAAAUCGGAUUUCAAAGUCCUAAUGCUAUUCAGAAAUUUCCCCCAGACAGAACUUUCUCACCAAAGCCCAGUACAUAUCAGUGUUUGAAUGCUCUACUGAGCUUGUCUUUUUUUUUCAUUUUGUAAAGUGCAUGAGCCCUCGCUUCAGUUACUGCGCCUGUAAAAGAGAAAACUAAAUGGAAAAGUCAGUGAGGCGGGUUAGUCAAACACGUGCUGUAGUGGUAGCAGGACCUUUGCAUUUAUAGCAUCAAACAUUCAGCGAAAUGCAGACCCAGGGUGCGCUGUUGCUGCAAACAGCUCACUUUGUAGUUUGAACCCGUAUUCUGUGUGUCUGUCGUCAUGACCUGCCCUGGGGAGGGACAGACAUCCAGAUGGCAUGAGAGCGCUGGAGCUUCCCCGUGCAAUGCCUUGAGUGUCAGUCUGGUACCUUCCUGGUUGUGGUGUUUGGUAGCUGUUUAAACAAAGCUGUGUCUGCUAGAAUGUCUGUUUCUUAACAUUCCAGCUCAACAAGUUCUUCUAUUCUCAGUCCAGAUGCGUUUAGUGGAAAACAGAAAUUGCUACUUAAAAAUUUCAUGAUGCUGUGUCCUGGCUUUGUGAUCAAGAGUCCUUCCCUAGCCACGCCGCCUGAUAGUCCUGCAUAUAGUGUAUUUAUGACAAAUAUUUUUUGAAGUGCACCUUCUUUUUAAUUUUUUUUUUCUGAAAUACAAAAUAUUGAUGUGCUUUAUUUUCUGUGGCCUGUUGCUCAAUGGGAAAACAAACCUGAAUGUUAAAAGUGCGUUGUCUCCUUUGUAAUAUUUUCUGUGACAAAGGGAAGGAAGAGGGUGUAAAAUCCUUUUGUGUAGCAAUGGGAAACACUCUUUCAAUGUAACAUGCUAUUAUUGAUACUGUAUUUACUGAACAAACUGUAAUGAAAUGGUUGCUUCCUGAUAUAGCCUUUGUACUAUAUGGUAUUUUAUUUUAUUUUGUCAUUUAUUUAUCCUAAGAAAUAAAUAUCCGAAUUUAA
Columba livia (rock pigeon) is the source of this 5945-nucleotide messenger RNA. RefSeq names its product neurotensin receptor 1 (gene NTSR1). The transcript is spliced from 4 exons. The coding region runs from base 332 to 1543 and encodes 403 amino acids. Gene Ontology annotation, biological process: neuropeptide signaling pathway. Gene Ontology annotation, molecular function: G protein-coupled neurotensin receptor activity. Gene Ontology annotation, cellular component: plasma membrane. Lineage: Eukaryota; Metazoa; Chordata; Aves; Columbiformes; Columbidae. The record is from RefSeq and is a predicted model, not a curated record.